UUUGCGUCAGAGCGCGAUGGCGGCGCCGGGGCUGUCGAAGGCCGAGUACCUGCGGCGGUACCUGAGCGGCCCCGCCGAGCCCGGCCCGCCCCGCCGCCGCCGCAGGAGGAAACUGCCGGGCGGCACCGCCAGGGGCGGGAUGCGGAUCGUGGAUGACGAUGUGAGCUGGAACAGCAUCGCCGCCGCCCCGGAGAAGGAGGAGGAGGAGGACGAAGGGGACAUGCCUGUGGUGGCAGAGUUCAUUGAUGAGCGCCCCGAGGAGGUGAAGCUCAUGGAGGAAUUCCGAACAAACUCCAAAUGGAAGCUCCUGGGAGAUGAGGACUCACAGAGUUCGGAUGUGUCGGGAUCUGCCAAGUCUGCCUCGAGGCGGCGGUGCCACGACUCCCCAGAGCCCUCGGCCCCAGCAGGGAAACACAACGGCUCCCUGGGGCUCUCUGCUCCCAGGAGACAGAGACACGACACCCCUGAUGUGUCCCCUCCCAGGAGACAGAGACACGACACCCCAGAUGUGUCCCCUCCCAGGAGACAGAGACACGACACCCCUGAUGUGUCCCCUCCCAGGAGACAGAGACACGACACCCCUGACCCCUCACCUCCCAGGAGACAGAGACACGACAGCCCUGACCCAUCCCCUCCCCGGAGGCACCGUCACGACACACCAGAUUCGUCACCUCCCAAAAAGCAGCGUCGUGACACCCCAGAUCUGUCACCUCCCCGGCGGCGGCGUCGUCACGAUACUCCUGACCCCUCACCUACCAGGAGACAGAGACAUGACACCCCUGAUGUGUCACCUCCCAGGAGACAGAGACACGACACACCAGACUUGUCACCUCCCAGGAGACGACGUCCUGGCACCCCAGAUCUGUCACCUCCUCGACGGCGACAGCGUCACGAUACCCCUGACCCAUCUCCUCCCAGGAGACAGAGACACGACACACCAGACUUGUCCCCUCCCAGGAGACAGAGACACGACACCCCAGACUUGUCACCUCCCAGGAGACAGAGACACGACACCCCUGACCCAUCCCCUCCCAGGAGACAGAGACACGACACCCCAGAUCUGUCCCCUCCCCGGAGGCAGCGUCAGGAUUUGUCACCUCGCAGAGAGAAGCCGGGCUCCCCGAGUGGGAGGAAGAGCAGAACGAAAGGGCGGGCUUCUCCCACCCAGAGGGACCAGCAGAGGUCACGGAGCCCCCUGGAGCACUCCCCACACCACCGAGAUGCCAAGGGCUCUCCCAAGAAGGCUGGCACGAUGUCAUCUGGGGCCAAAGCAGGCCUGGUGUCAGCUGAUGUGCUGCAGAGGGAGAAGCAGGAGCUCAAGAAGCACGAGAGGAGCACCAGGCACCUGGAAGAGGAAUCCCGGAACGCUCAGACCGUGUUCCGAGACAAGUCCGGCCGCAAGAGGAACCUGGCCCAGGAGCAGCUGGAGCAGAGGCUGAAGGCUGAGGCAGAGGCCAAGAGAGAAGAGCAAUAUGCCAAGUGGGGAAAAGGGCUGGCACAGGAGAGGCAGCAGCAGCAGAACGUGGAGGAUGCAGUCAAGGAGAUGCAGAAGCCCUUGGCCCGUUACAUCGAUGACCAGGACCUGGACCGAAUGCUGAGGGAGCAGGAGAGGGAAGGAGACCCCAUGGCUGCUCUCAUCAAGAAGAGGAAGGCCAAGGAGAACAAGGAGAAAGAAAAACCCAGGUACAAGGGACCAGCACCUCCCCUCAACAGGUUCAACAUCUGGCCCGGGCACCGCUGGGAUGGUGUGGACAGGUCCAACGGCUUCGAGCAGCAGCGCUUCGCCCGCAUUGCCAACAAGAAGGCAGUGCAGGAGCUGGCCUACAAGUGGAGCGUGGAGGACAUGUAGGGACAGCUCCUGCAGUGCCCCACAGGCACCACCUCUGCACAGCCCGAGGAGCGGCCUGCUCUCCCUGCAGCCAGCCCUGUGCUCAGCUGCCCACUGGCCAUCUCCUGAGAGGCCAGGCUGGAUUUCCUGGCAGCCAGAGCCUCCAGCUCCUUGGGGAGGACAGUUUCUCGUUUGUUUUCUAACAAACUUCUGUUCUACACCAAAUGACUUCUGAGAGCAGCUCCCAAGUCUUCAGGUGUCCUAAAUCUCAGGUGCAAAUCUGCUGAACGCUUGGGCUUGGGAGAGUUACCCUCCUGUCGUGGGUCAGUCUGCUCCAGAACUCAGGUUUAGUGGAACUCCUGAACUUUGGUCAAGUUUAUGCAGUUAUUUUGCCAUGUAGAUCCCAGAGUCACCAACGUGCAGGAAAGUUCAAACUCAGCUUCUCCUGACCCUGUCCAAGCAGGAAACUGGGCAGGGAAUGCUCUGGCACUGGAAGAGAGACCUGCAGUGCUGCAUUGGGCAGCAAGAUCUUCAGGAGCCUCAGCAGUUCUGCAGGGCUCCAUUUCUACUGGAAGUAAAUGCGUGGAGAGUUAGGACUUAGGACCUGGAAUUGCUUCCCUCACAGUUUGGAGCAGCUGCUCCCCCCAGACCCCUCUGGGUUUGGGGCUGAUCUCAGCACUUGGCUCGCUCCAGUGGGAGGUGUAACAACCCUCUCCUGGGAUCAGAUUUGUCUGUCUCGGAGCUUCCCUUAAUCCCUGAGUGCCACAAAGCACUUGUGGAAAUAAAUACAGUUGUUCUUGCUGAGGUCCCAGGGAGCAGGGAUGAAUGCAGCAGCAGUUUCCAUGGAGAUGCCUUGGCUGCAGCAGUGCAGGGCAGGCCAGGAUCGCCCUUUCCAGGGAUUCUCCAGCCCUGGGAGGGCCGUGGGUGGGAGGGACAGCAGCACAGUGUGCUCUGGAGUGCCAGACUCUUGGGACUUCCCUGCUUUUCAUCCCUGUGUCACAUUUCCAGCGGCCCUGGAAUUGGUGUGUUCACCUGUAAAUAAACCCUUUCUUUUUUUACUCGA
Zonotrichia leucophrys gambelii is the source of this 2891-nucleotide messenger RNA. It is a transcript of the gene BUD13, whose product is annotated as BUD13 homolog. Gene Ontology annotation, cellular component: RES complex; U2-type spliceosomal complex. NCBI's taxonomy places the organism in Eukaryota, Metazoa, Chordata, Aves, Passeriformes, Passerellidae. The transcript is spliced from 11 exons. Gene Ontology annotation, biological process: mRNA splicing, via spliceosome. Gene Ontology annotation, molecular function: RNA binding. Bases 17 to 1849 code for a protein of 610 amino acids. The record is from RefSeq and is a predicted model, not a curated record.